CGGCAGUAGCCGCGGUGGCGGCGGCGCGAGACAGCUGAAGGCGGUGCGCGGGCGCAGAGUUUUGGGUCCGGCAGCUAGGCUGCGAGCGACCGCGGCGCCAAACCGAUGAGUAACUCAGAGCCUCAGGAGGAGACGUCACCCACACAAGGGUGUUUCUAGCCCAGCCAGCUUCAGACCAGGUGCCUGUAAGAACCCCAGCCACCCCGGUCACACUCUGUGCUAAGGCCCUGGAACCAUGUUUGGAAAGAAAAAGAAGCGGGUGGAGAUCUCGGCCCCAUCUAACUUUGAGCACCGCGUGCACACAGGCUUUGAUGAGCAUGAGCAGAAGUUCACGGGGCUGCCCCGCCAGUGGCAGAGCCUGAUUGAGGAGUCAGCGCGCAGACCCAAGCCCCUGAUCGACCCCGCCUGCAUCACUUCCAUCCAGCCUGGAGCCCCCAAGACCAUCGUGCGGGGCAGCAAAGGUGCCAAGGAUGGUGCCCUCACACUGCUGCUUGACGAAUUUGAGAACAUGUCGGUGACACGCUCCAACUCCCUGCGCAGAGAGAGUCCACCACCGCCUGCCCGUGCCCACCAGGAGAACGGAAUGCUGGAGGAGCGGGCAGCCCCGGCCAGAACGGCCCCUGACAAAGCUGGAGGCAGAGCCCGGGCCACAGGCCACAGUGAGGCAGGCAGUAGCAGUGGUGACAGACGGCGGGUGGGGCCGGAAAAGAGGCCCAAGUCUUCGAGGGAGAGCCCAGGAGGGCCCCAGGAGGCCUCCCGCGAUAAGCGCCCCCUCUCUGGGCCUGACGUCAGCACUCCUCAGCCUGGCGGUCUGACCAGUGGGACAAAACUGACAGCGGGCAGGCCCUUUAACACAUACCCACGGGCUGACACGGACCACCCACCCCGGGGUGCCCAGGGGGAGCCACACACCAUGGCCUCUAAUGGGCCAUCAGCCACAGGCCUGUCUGCUCCUCAGUCUUCCUCCCGGCCUCCUGCCCGAGCCCAGCCCAGCCCAGGAGUGCUGGGCCCCCAUGCCUCUGAGCCCCAGUUGGCGCCCCCAGCACGUGCCCUUGCUGCCCCUGCUGUACCCCCUGCCCCUGGGGCCCCUGGGCCUCGCUCACCACAGCGGGAGCCUCAGCGAGUGUCCCAUGAGCAGUUCCGGGCUGCCCUGCAGCUGGUGGUGGACCCAGGGGACCCUCGCUCCUAUCUGGACAACUUCAUCAAGAUCGGCGAGGGCUCCACAGGUAUUGUGUGCAUAGCCACUGUGCGCAGCUCAGGCAAGCUGGUGGCCGUCAAGAAGAUGGACUUGCGCAAGCAGCAGAGACGUGAGCUGCUCUUCAAUGAGGUGGUGAUCAUGCGGGACUACCGGCAUGAAAACGUGGUGGAGAUGUACAACAGCUACCUGGUGGGUGACGAGCUCUGGGUAGUCAUGGAGUUCCUGGAGGGAGGCGCCCUCACAGACAUUGUCACCCACACCAGGAUGAACGAGGAACAGAUUGCUGCCGUGUGUCUGGCUGUGCUUCAGGCGCUGUCUGUGCUCCAUGCCCAGGGUGUCAUCCACCGCGACAUCAAGAGUGACUCCAUCUUGCUGACCCACGAUGGCCGGGUGAAGCUGUCCGACUUCGGGUUUUGUGCCCAGGUGAGCAAGGAGGUGCCUCGGAGGAAGUCACUGGUGGGCACACCGUACUGGAUGGCCCCCGAGCUCAUCUCCCGCCUUCCCUAUGGGCCAGAGGUGGAUAUCUGGUCACUGGGGGUGAUGGUGAUUGAGAUGGUAGAUGGGGAACCCCCCUACUUCAACGAGCCACCCCUCAAAGCCAUGAAGAUGAUUCGGGAUAACCUGCCACCCCGACUGAAGAACCUGCACAAGGCGUCACCGUCUCUGAAAGGUUUCUUGGAUCGCCUGCUGGUGCGUGACCCAGCCCAGCGGGCCACUGCCGCCGAGCUGCUGAAACACCCGUUCCUCACCAAGGCGGGGCCGCCGGCCAGCAUCGUGCCCCUUAUGCGCCAACACCGAAACAGAUGAGCCCGAGCCUAGUCCUGAACCAAAGAGUCCCGGGCCACCCUGCCCGGCAGAGGCCAGUUGAGGGCCAGCCGGCUCCCACAGCCCAUGAGACACUCAAGGGCACCACCGUCACUGUGCUGGGGCCUUCGUGGGGCCCUACUGCUGAACUCUGGUUUUGAUUCCAUGACUUGUAAAGCCACACCAGGACAUGUGGGAGCAAGUGAGGCUCCCAGGAUAUCCCAGGACGGGCCCAUCCACUGGGCGCUGUCUACAGGAAAGAAGACGGCUGCCCCAUCACUGGAAAACUGCAUCAGGGGCCACUGAGGCAGAGCAGAUGCUGUGAGAAAGGUGGUGUGUGUGUGUGUGUGUGUGUGUGUGUGUGUGU
This is a messenger RNA of Grammomys surdaster, 2369 nucleotides long. It is a transcript of the gene Pak4, whose product is annotated as p21 (RAC1) activated kinase 4. NCBI's taxonomy places the organism in Eukaryota, Metazoa, Chordata, Mammalia, Rodentia, Muridae. Gene Ontology annotation, cellular component: cytoplasm. The coding region runs from base 236 to 2005 and encodes 589 amino acids. Gene Ontology annotation, molecular function: ATP binding; protein serine/threonine kinase activity. The transcript has 10 exons. The record is from RefSeq and is a predicted model, not a curated record. Gene Ontology annotation, biological process: intracellular signal transduction; protein phosphorylation; regulation of MAPK cascade.